Limulus polyphemus (Atlantic horseshoe crab) is the source of this 3594-nucleotide messenger RNA. RefSeq names its product diacylglycerol O-acyltransferase 1-like. Gene Ontology annotation, molecular function: diacylglycerol O-acyltransferase activity. Gene Ontology annotation, cellular component: endoplasmic reticulum membrane. The record is from RefSeq and is a predicted model, not a curated record. The transcript has 16 exons. NCBI's taxonomy places the organism in Eukaryota, Metazoa, Arthropoda, Merostomata, Xiphosura, Limulidae. Bases 1 to 1602 code for a protein of 533 amino acids. Gene Ontology annotation, biological process: triglyceride biosynthetic process.
AUGCACUGGCCUAAUCAGGAGACUGGAGUGGAAAUGGAUGAGAAUGUCAUCUCAAGUCAUGACGACUCACCUGACAAGGAGGAAAGAGCUGAAAAUAAUUAUCUGCGAAUUCAUGAGGAAACACUAGAGAUAGAGGUGUCGAUAUUUAUUUCGAGCACAAUAAUGGUGUUCACAGGUAGAGGCUGUGAUGCUGGCGAGAGUAGUAAAAACAAAACUCGAUUACGUCGUACGCAGAGUGUUACUCGAGUGCAGGAUGUAAAUGAAAGGGAAAAGAGAGAACGAGCUGUCCAGCCAGAUAAUCCGGUUCAUCGGCCAAAGGACUCAUUAUUAAGCUUUUCAAGUGGGUACACCAACUACAGAGGAUUGUUAAACUUAUGUAUUAUUCUUCUUGUUCUUUCCAAUACCAGGGUUGCCUUGGAAAAUAUCAUCAAGUAUGGGAUUCUGGUUGACCCUCUUCAAUGGUUCAAAGUGUUUAUGGGAAAGCCAGCAAACUGGCCAUCAGUACUGAUAGUAUUAAGUCUUAAUGUAUUUAUUCUUUUCACAUUUUUCAUUGAAAUUCUCUAUUCAAAGGGCAAGCUUCAUGAAAUGUGUGGUAGGCUAAUGAUAGUUAUCAGUCUUUCCAUUUUAAUCAUCUUUCCUGUUAUUAUGGUCUUCACAACAAAUAGCAACCCAAUUGGAGCAUCAGUUGCUCUUGGUUCUGUGAGCAUCACGUUUUUAAAACUUGUCUCCUAUCAUAUGGUAAACUUUUGGUGUAGAGAAAGCAGGAAUCAACCAGAUACAAGUCGUCACAAACGCCGUAGCUCAUUUGGCUUAACCGUGUCAACAACUGGAGGUGGAUUAAAUGGGCUGCCACUGGUCAGAUAUCCACAAAAUCUUAAUAUCAGAGAUAUUUAUUACUUUAUGUGUGCUCCCACAUUGUGCUACGAGCUGAACUUUCCUCGUUCAGCUGGUAUCAGGAAAAGAUUCCUCUUGAAAAGAAUAGUAGAAAUGAUUUUCUUGCUUCAACUAAUACUAGGGUUGGUACAGCAGUGGAUUGUCCCAAUCAUCAGAAACACCUUACAACCCUUAAAAGAAAUGAACUUAUCCCUAAUGUUGGAAAGACUUCUUAAACUCGCUGUACCAAAUCAUAUGAUAUGGUUGCUAUUUUUCUACUGGUUUUUUCAUUCUUGUUCAAAUGCUGUUGCUGAAAUCCUUCGUUUUGCUGACAGAGAAUUUUAUCGAGAUUGGUGGAAUGCAGAAACUGUUAACUAUUUUUGGAAAAAUUGGAAUGUCCCUGUCCAUCGUUGGGCAGUUCGGCACUUGUACAGACCACUUACUAAUAGAGGAUUUAGUAAGAAUCAAGCUUCAAUGGCUGUUUUUUUUGUCUCAGCUUUCUUUCAUGAGUAUCUAGUCAGUAUUCCACUGAAUAUGUACAGAAUCUGGGCCUUUUCUGGGAUGCUUGGGCAGGUUCCUUUUGCAAUGUUUGUGUCUCGGUAUCUUCACAACCAAUAUGGAAACAUGGCAGUGUGGAUUUCCAUCAUUAUUGGACAGCCUCUGUGUAUUCUGAUGUACUACCAUGACUACUACAUCAUUCACUAUGGAAGUCUGGAAGUAAUUUCGUGAAAAGCUACACAGAGUUUAGUUUCAUAAGUCUGUGCCAGAAUCCUUAAGUUAUUUAUGUUUGUUUCUGUGUAUUUAUUUUGUAGCAAGUACUACAGUUUCAACAGCUUUGAUUUUGAACAACUCCAAAACAAAUCAAGGAACUUUCAUUUUGUACAAUUGUACAAAAAAAUUUAUAAUGUUGUUUUAACUAUUGACAAUUUUGUUCCUUAGAUGAAACCAAAGUAACUUUUGUUUCUUGUGUGUGAAGCUUUAUUUUUAAAUUAGUUGUUAACCAAAUUUGUGCUGAUAAUUUGAUUAGCAUGGAUAGUAUUUAAGACUCCCUCAUGUUUUGCACUAAAAUAUGACACACACACACAAUUACUUUCAAAUGUGGCAUUUAUGUAUUAUUUCAUAUUUUUUUUUGUGAUAUCAUAGAUGUGGAUACUUAAGUUGGGUUUCAUAAACAAACUAAAACAACAAGUUUGAGAAAAGUCACUAACCUUUCUUCUGUAUAGCUAACUUUUAUUCACAGUGAGUACAUUCAAAAUUGUGGAUUUUUUCUUGAGAAGAAUCUUGAAAAAAAUAGAUAUAAAGUCUUUAGAAUUUUAUAAUUAAUACCAUUCUACAUUAUCAACUCCACUGAAGCUUAUUAGUUUUCUUUGCUAUUAUAAAGGAAAAAAUAUUCAAAGAUAUUUGGAAAUGUAUACUUCUGUUCUAAAUUUGUAUGUAAUUAUAGUCUGUUAUUUGCCAAGAACGAUGCACGUUAAAAGUGUGUGUAACAUCAAUAUAUCAAAGUAGAGUUUUUGGGAACUAAUAUAUGUCAGAAAUCAUAUACGUUAAAAUUUUUAAAAGAUACAAACUACGAAGUUAUUGAAACAUUUACCUUUGGAAUUACUUCCAAAGUUCGUUUUUGUAAUUAUAAUAAAAAAGCAACAAGAUGGAUGAAUGCCAAAAACUAGUACUCAAAAUAACUAGUCCUCUUUUUUUUUACUUUUAUUUUACAUUGUGAUUUUUUGUAUUAGUAAAACAUAUUGUUGUGUUAUAGAUUAUGAAAUGAGUUAAAAUAUAUUUAACCCUUAGGUAUUUUACACAUAUUUAACUUCCCUAUGCUUGUUCAAGCUAUUGCAAAUGGGAAAAACAAAAAGCUAUAAAUAUUUUAUUGAAGAAAUAUUUAAUUAUUCAUUCAUUUCCAAUUAUUAAAAUCACUAGGGAAAAAAACCUACUUGUAAAUUUAAUAGAUUGGGAACCUUUGUUAUUUGGCUGGAGUCCAUGUGGAUCCCACAUGAGUACUUUAGGGUUAAAAGCAUAUUUAUACAUAAAAAUAAUGUACAUAAAGGUUCAAAAUAUGUCUGAUGCACAUUCUGUAGCCUGAAGAGCUUUUUUUUUCAAUAAUGGUCAGUUAACAAAAAUUUGAAUUUAGGAUUUUAUUUUGAUAAAGAUGAAACUCUGUAAUACAACUUUUGGAAAUUUGCUUACCUUAUUAUAGUUUUAUGAGAGAAAAAAUUCAGUUGUUUCCUGAAGAAAUGUAAACUAAGCUAGUUUCUAAUUUUUAUAGCUUUACCUCUCAAAUACUUAUAAAGAUCAUUGUACUACCAAAUGCUUAUACAUAUCUUGAUUGUUAAAGAUACAAAUUUUGUAUUUAUAUUGACUUGAUGUGUCCAUUUUUUGUUAUUUUCAUUGAUAAAGUUUUGAAGUUAUACCAAAAUCUGUUUAAGCCAGAAAUUCCAUGUAAAUGCUUUGUAAUGAAAUUUAUUGUUCACAUAUGACAGCAUUUUAUACCAAAGUGAUAAAAAAGCAGUCAUUAAAAACUGUUGUUACUAUACAUUGACUUGUUAUAAAAUAUUUACAAGUAGGUACAUACAAGUGAACUGUAAAAAACAAUCAUUGAAGUUCAGCACAAUCCUCAAAAUAAUUAUAUUAGUUGCAUAAAAAUAUAAUUAUUUUGAGGAUUGUGCUGAACUUUUUUUACUAAACAAAUAAUUAAAUACACAUCAUGCAUGUUGUGCUGCGAGA